Miscanthus lutarioriparius is the source of this 294-nucleotide messenger RNA. The record is from the annotation of a GenBank genome assembly. NCBI's taxonomy places the organism in Eukaryota, Viridiplantae, Streptophyta, Magnoliopsida, Poales, Poaceae.
AUGGACGCCGCCGCCGCCGCCACGGCCGCCGGCGACGACGAGCAGGACCAGGCGCGCUUGGACGCCAUCGCCGACGGCCUACAGACCCGAGACGCGAUGCGGCUGUACAACUGGCUCUCGCACCGCUGCUUCUCCGACUGCGUCGUCUCCUUCUACCGCCGGGCGCUCGGCAAGCGCGAGGAGGAGUGCGUCCGCUCCUGCGUCCGCAAGUACCUCCUCCUCUCCACCGCCACCGCCGCGCGCUUCCCCCACCUCGCCGACUCCUCCUCGUCGUCGGCAGCAUUCGACGAUUGA